This is a messenger RNA of Salmo salar (Atlantic salmon), 3947 nucleotides long. Its product is annotated as zinc finger protein 692. The record is from RefSeq and is a predicted model, not a curated record. NCBI's taxonomy places the organism in Eukaryota, Metazoa, Chordata, Actinopteri, Salmoniformes, Salmonidae.
UGGGAAGAGAAUUUGCCACCUCCCACUUCCUCUGUUCCUGUUUAUAUUUCUCCCUAUUCAAUUGUAGUUAUUGAUAGAGCUUUGAGUAGAGUGAUGAAUGAAAGGCAGUGUGAUUUGUUAUAGUUUACCAGUAUUAUUAGUCUUUUAGCGGCAACAUCACUCCACAAUCGUACAGACAGUAGUCGAUUGGAAUCUACUACCAGGGUUUGCGUCUUAGAUCUUAAAAGGGCAACAGAAUCAUGGCGGGUGGGACCCCUUAGAAUUUACAAGACUGAGUCAACUAAACAUAACGAGGCUGAUGGAGCAGAUGAAUGACCCUUUGACCGUGGUGUCGGAGUCUACUCCAGACACCAUCAGACAGCAGAGGCGCAGGGAGCUGGAUGCUCGGCGGAGUAAGUCUCGUGUGCGUCUGGGGUCAUGCCUGCAGAGCUGGGAUCAGCUGAAAAACCACCUGGGAUUCUCUCUGCACUCUGAGCUCGCCAACUACCUACUGCAGAGCUAUUUUUCUAAAGUGUGUGCCAAAUGCUCAGACAAAAUGAAAGGGGAUUCGACUGCCUUGGUGACAUCAAGAGAAUCUCUGCAUCGCCUCGUCCUAUUGGUCCACACCCACGGGCAACAGUGCCCCUUCCCACCAACCCUCCAAUCUGACACUGCCAGAGAGAAGCAGGCAGCUGACACAGAGGGGAGCCAGUCAAAGGGAGAGGCAGUGAAGCAGAGAACAGGCCCAAAGCACUUACCACCUCAGACAGGUGCGAAGGACUGUAGCUCUCCAGAGGAGGGCCUCUCCCCAUGUGCUCGAGGGAAGGAAAUGAGAGAACCCUCGGAUGUGUUAGAGGCAGAACUGUGUCUGCACUAUGUCUGUGAGGGAGGGCAUCUGCUUUCAUGGCAACCUAGUCAGAGUGGGUGUGAUGAAGAGAGGGGGGCAGUAGAAAGGGAAGGAGAGAUUGUGGAGGGGGAUAUUACCCCUGCAGGUCCAACUAUGUCCAAAGGGAGGGGAGGAGCAAAGGAGCCCAAGAAGGAGAGUGUCACAGGGAGGGGUCGUCUUACUGUGAGGAGGACUAGGGCUCGUGGUGGAGCAAGGUCUGUGGUGACCCAAGAGGAGGCACAGCAGCCAGGAGAGGAGACGAUGGACCUGGCAACCCUAAACUCUGGAGAGAGCAACUCAAGAGGAAGUGAGAAUGCACAGGAAGGGUCAGUGGCAGGAAGUGACACAAUGCCAGCAGAGUCCUUGCAGUCAUUGGAGGAUUGUUUUCAUAGGCGGCUGCCUAUGGAAUGUAAUGAUCAUGACGAUGAUAAGGAGCCAGACAACCCAGACAACGUCAUUGGAGAGAAGGAUGUCCCUUCACCCGGCAGACCGGAGCCAGCCGACAAUGUUUCUCAGAUUGUCAGCAAAAAGAAAAGAAAAACAACACCCAAAGCAAUCUUGCCUUGUGAGUUUGAUGGCUGUGGGAAGAUCUUCUCCUCUCGGCAGUACCUCAAUCAUCAUAUGAAGUACCAGCACUUCCACCAGAGGACGUUCAUCUGCUCUCACACUCCCUGUGGGAAGUCCUUCAACUUCAAGAAGCACCUGAAAGAGCAUGAGAAGCUGCACAGCAACCAGAGGGACUUCAUCUGUGAGUUCUGUGCCCGGGCUUUCCGCACCAACAGUCACCUUCUCAUCCACCGCCGCAUCCACACCGGAGAGAAACCGAUACAGUGUGAGGUAUGUGGCUUCACCUGCCGCCAGAAGGCCUCACUCAACUGGCACAUGAAGAAGCACAACGCUGAGAGCAGUUACCAGCAGUGAUGCCAACUUAGCAAUUUUGUUGGUAGAUUUAGCAACUUUUCAGACUACCCUGGCAACUUUUUUUUCAAACAGCACCUAGCAACAAAUGUAGCUACUUUUAAAAAUGUAUUUGGAACUUUUAGAAACUUUAGAAAAGUAACUCAAACGCUAAAAUGCACACAUUUUCCUUCUAAAUGACACAAAAACGAUUUUCUCUGUCACACACUCAGUCACAACACACGUACCUGGCUGCAAAAGUGCAUUAUGAGUGACGUCAGCAGCAGGUGCUCAGCUCGUGCACAGCCAGCAGCAAUUUCAGCAAAUUGCAAAUCAUUGUUGGCUGACUGCAGCAGCAGUAGUAUGCGUUCGACGAGACAAACCCAAUGAAUAUAGUUGGUCACAAAUGUUUGAUCUUGAACAGAACUUACAACAUCAAUCAACAUGUCUCAAUCAAAAUUGUACAGCCAGAAGUACAGAAAAGAGUGGGAGUCUGUACCUGAAUUUAAAGGUUGGUUGAAGCCAGUAAUUGGGGAUGAUUGUCUGGCAUACUGUGCGUACUGCAAAUCAGAUAUGCCUGCAAAAAUGUAUGACAUCAAAAAACAGUGUUACAGCAAAGCAUAUAAAUAAAUCAAAACCGUACAACCCCACAACGCAGUCUACAUUACCACAGUUGGUUAAAAAAGUGGAUAACUGCAAAAGCGCAGAAGCUACUAUGGCAAUGGCCACUGCCGAGCAUUGUUCGCUGCUAGCAUGUGACCAUUUAGGUAUGGCUUGCAAAGCUGCCUUUUCAGAUUCUGUGAUACCUGUUACCAGCAUCAACUACCAAGUGAAGUUCUGCAGCAGUUUGGCACCACAGCAGCAUACAGCUUUAAGGCCACUCCAUCCUCUACUGCUGGUUCCAGCUCUGUGACAAUGCAGUUGGACAGUGAAGAUGAAGAGGAUUUCCGCACAGCUGAUGGUGGCAGUGUGUACUGCAGUGUGUGCGAAAACAGUGGCAAUAUCUGGAGGAAACCAUUGAGCAGCUAGCCAGCCAAGCAGCACAACAACCUGGAGAGAGCUGGAGAGAGAUGCCUAGCGCAUACAUCAUUAUUUGAGUUAAGUUGCUUUUUCAAUAAGAUAGCAUAUAUACCUUGUUAUUAGCUUGUACCUUGAAUUGUUGAUCAGUUAGCUAGCAUGUUAACUAACUACCAAUACACUGCUUGAAACUAUAAUUGUUCAGAAUGUGUAGGUUUACUAGUUAAAAAGAAAAUAAAUAAAAUGUAAUAAAAUUGUUCAAUAAUGUGUAAUUGUUCAAUAAUUCAAUGUGUUGUGUUUAAAAAUAAAAAUGUGAUCAUAUAAAAUGUGUUUAUUACUUUUACAAAUAAAAAUAUAUGAUAAUAAACAAACAAAUCUAAACUAACAAAUGUCAAAUCAUAUUUUUUGCCGAGAUGGCCAGUCAGUUUGAGGAACGUUAUUGUGUAUUCUACGUAAUGACGCAGUUUUACGUUAUUACGUAAUGACGUCAUCACGCAAUGACAUCACAACGUUAUUUAGCAACUUUUAGCAACAAAUCAACCUGCCUCUUGCAACUUCCCCUGAAACUUUGUUGGCAACACUGGUUACCAGUUCCCUUGUGAGGUCUGCGGCCGGCGCUUUGAGAAGAAUUACAACCUGACCGCUCACCACCGCAAAAGCCACCCUGACCCUGACUAGACCUUGAGCCUCACCAUCACCACCAUCCCCAACACUGACUUACCCCACCACACCCCUUCCCUGUCCCUGCAGAACAAUGACCACAGCAACAGACGACUGCUUUAUCAUUGGCGUGACAUGAAACCAUGAUGCUGUGUUUUGCCCCAUGUUUACACCUGUAGAAAGUGUGUAAAUAAUGCCCCCUUUGGUCUUUUGUCACCCAAAUGUCCAGUAGGUCAGUGGCUCCUAUGCAGUCCAUGGACAAUCUUCAUACUGAAUACAAGCAGUCUCCCCUUCGUCCCUAUGUGUGUUUUUGUUACAUGACUCAAUAUUCUUUGGGGUAAGAACGGUAAUGAUUGAGAAGACCACCUUUGGAUGUUUCUUUUGUAUAAAUCUAUUAGUAUGUAGCUUUAUUUAUGAGGAAAGUACAGUAUGUCAAAGGGAAGGAAGGGGGAAAAUAAAAAGUUUGUGUUUUACAUGUUGUUUUAUCACCUUGAAUUAUCAGACAUGU